AAACUGCACGUAAGCUUCUAACGAGUCCCUGAAGAGAUGAACAAGGGAUGCAGAUAUUUUGAGUCGGAGACUCCACAUUUCUUCAAGAUUGUUCUAUCUGAUGCCCUUCAGAAUGGAAGACUCGGAAUCCCAAAGAAGUUCGUGAGGAAAUAUGGAAGCAAUCUGCCGGGCCUGGUCUCCCUCCAUGUAGCCAGUGGCGACGUUUGGGAAGUGGAGCUGCUGAGAGAGAAUGACAACGCUUUUCUGCGGAGAGGAUGGCCGGACUUCGCGAAGCGUUACGCCAUCCAACAAGGUCACUUCCUGGUGUUCAGACACGAAGGAGGCUCCGCGUUUCGCGUGGUCAUAUUCGACAAGAGUGCUUCGGAGAUUGAGUACCCCGUCGUCCCUGAAAAUGGCGAUCCGAAAAUGGAAGAAGAUGAGGGGGACAUGUCCGUUGAAGCAUUCGAGGAUCAUUCCGAUCAGACGCGCCGAAACCAAAGGCAAGAGCUGCCUUCGGCGUCAAUACCAUCUCCAUCUUCGAAGAAGAAGAAAACAAACGAGCGCUUGAAUAAGCAGGCAGUUGGAGGUAGCUCUGACUUUGCACUCUUUAUUGGAACAUUAUGA
Molecule: messenger RNA, 603 nt
Organism: Rhodamnia argentea
Lineage: Eukaryota; Viridiplantae; Streptophyta; Magnoliopsida; Myrtales; Myrtaceae
Product: B3 domain-containing protein At1g49475-like
Exons: 2
Coding region: 37-603 (188 amino acids)
Molecular function (GO): DNA binding
Source: RefSeq, a predicted model, not a curated record